GCGGCCCCGCCCCCGUCUCCCGGGCGCUCGGAGCCCGAGUCCGCGGGAAGAUGGCGGCCCCGCUCAUCCCGCUCUCCCAGCAGAUUCCCACUGGAAAUCCAUUAUAUGAAUCUUAUUACAAGCAGGUAGACCCGGCAUACACAGGGCGAGUUGGGGCGAGUGAAGCUGCGCUUUUUCUAAAGAAGUCCGGGCUCUCAGACAUUGUCCUUGGGAAGAUAUGGGACUUGGCCGACCCAGAAGGUAAAGGGUUCUUGGACAAACAGGGUUUCUAUGUUGCACUGAGACUAGUGGCCUGUGCACAGAGCGGCCACGAAGUUACCUUGAGCAAUCUGAAUUUGAACAUGCCGCCACCUAAAUUCCACGACACCAGCAGCCCUCUCAUGGUCACGCCGCCAUCUGCAGAGGCCCAUUGGGCUGUGAGGGUAGAAGAAAAGGCAAAGUUCGACGGAAUUUUUGAAAGCCUCUUACCCAUCAAUGGUUUGCUCUCUGGAGACAAAGUCAAGCCAGUCCUCAUGAACUCAAAGCUGCCUCUUGAUGUCCUGGGCCGGGUCUGGGACCUCAGUGACAUCGACAAGGAUGGGCACCUGGACAGAGAUGAGUUUGCUGUGGCGAUGCACCUGGUGUACCGAGCCCUCGAGAAGGAACCUGUGCCCUCUGUCCUGCCCCCAUCCCUCAUCCCACCUUCCAAGAGGAAGAAGACGGUGUUCCCAGGCGCUGUGCCUGUGCUGCCUGCCAGCCCCCCGCCGAAAGACAGCCUGCGCUCCACACCUUCCCACGGCAGCGUCAGCAGCCUGAACAGCACGGGAAGCUUAUCUCCCAAACACAGCAUCAAGCAAACACAGCCAACCGUGAGCUGGGUGGUGCCGGUUGCAGAUAAGAUGCGAUUUGACGAGAUAUUUCUGAAGACCGACCUGGACCUGGAUGGCUAUGUGAGUGGCCAGGAGGUGAAGGAGAUCUUCAUGCACUCGGGCCUCACCCAAAACCUUCUAGCACACAUUUGGGCCCUGGCUGAUACGAGGCAAACGGGGAAGUUAAGUAAAGACCAGUUUGCAUUAGCUAUGUACUUCAUUCAGCAGAAGGUCAGUAAAGGCAUCGACCCCCCUCAAGUGCUGUCACCCGACAUGGUCCCACCCUCAGAAAGAGGCACUCCCAUCCCGGACGGUUCAAGUUCUCUUGGAUCAGGGGAAUUUACUGGUGUGAAGGAACUCGAUGACAUCAGUCAAGAGAUCGCCCAGUUACAAAGAGAGAAGUACUCCCUGGAACAAGACAUUAGAGAAAAGGAAGAGGCAAUCAGACAGAAAAGCAACGAAGUACAGGAAUUACAAAAUGAUUUAGACCGGGAAACAAGCAGCUUGCAAGAGCUAGAAGCUCAGAAACAGGAUGCCCAGGACCGCCUUGAUGAAAUGGAUCAGCAGAAGGCCAAGCUCCGAGACAUGCUGAGUGACGUCAGGCAGAAGUGCCAGGACGAGACUCAGAUGAUUUCCUCAUUGAAGACCCAAAUCCAGUCUCAGGAAUCUGACCUCAAGUCCCAGGAAGAUGACCUGAACCGGGCCAAAUUGGAGCUGAACCGAUUGCAGCAGGAAGAAACCCAGCUGGAGCAGAGCAUUCAGGCUGGAAAAGUUCAACUGGAAACCAUUAUCAAGUCCCUGAAAUCGACGCAAGAUGAAAUCAACCAGGCAAGAAGCAAGCUUUCCCAGCUGCACGAGAGCCACCAGGAAGCCCACAGGACCCUGGAGCAGUACGACGAGGCGCUCGAUGGGGCCCACGGCGCCAGCCUGACCAACCUAGCCGACCUGAGCGAGGGGGUCUCCCUGACAGAGAGGGGCGGUUUUGGAGCCAUGGACGACCCUUUCAAAAAUAAAGCCUUGUUAUUUAGCAACAAUGCCCAAGAAUUGCAUCCGGAUCCUUUCCAGGCCGAAGACCCCUUCAAAUCCGACCCAUUUAAAGGAGCUGAUCCCUUCAAAGGUGACCCAUUCCAGAAUGACCCCUUCGCAGAACAACAGACAGCUGCAGCAGAUCCAUUCGGAGGGGAUCCUUUCAAAGAAAGUGACCCAUUCCGUGGCUCUGCGCCUGACGACUUCUUUAAGAAACAGACAAAGAAUGACCCGUUUACCUCAGACCCAUUCACGAAAAACCCUUCCUUACCCUCAAAGCUCGACCCUUUUGAAUCCAGUGAUCCUUUUUCAUCCUCCAGUGUCUCCUCAAAAGGAUCAGGUCCCUUUGGAACUUUAGACCCCUUCGGAAGUGGGUCCUUCAAUAGUGCUGAGGGCUUUGCUGACUUCAGCCAGAUGUCCAAGCCCCCAACUUCUGGUCCUUUCACCUCCUCCUUUGGAGGGGCAGGAUUCUCAGAUGACCCCUUUAAAAGUAAACAGGACACUCCCGCUCUGCCUCCGAAGAAACCUGCUCCUCCACGGCCUAAACCGCCCAGCGAAGCAAUGGCUGAUCAGGAAAACUCUGCGCUGUACACACUGCUGGGUGGUAAAAGUACACCUGUAAGCCAGCUUGGUUCUGCAGACUUUCCCGAGCCCCCCGAUCCAUUCCAGCCACUCGGGGCUGACAGCAGUGACCCGUUCCAAAAUAAAAAGGGGUUUGGGGACCCGUUUAGUGGAAAAGAUCCAUUUGCUCCCUCCUCUUCAGCUAAACCUUCUAAAGCCUCUUCCUUGGGCUUUGCAGACUUCACCUCUUUUGGCAAUGAGGAGCAGCAGCUGGCCUGGGCCAAGCGGGAGAGCGAGAAGGCGGAGCAGGAGAGGCUGGCGCGGCUGCGGCGGCAGGAGCAGGAGGACCUGGAGCUGGCCAUCGCGCUCAGCAAGGCUGACAUGCCCGCUGCCUAGGCGCCCGGCCCCGGCCACGAGCGCGCAGGCAGGGCGGCCACGGGCGGUUCUGCGAAAGGAGAAAACUCCAGUCUGUCUGUACACACACACACACACACACACACACGCUCGCAGUGGUCCCCAUUCACGUUGUGACAUGUCACAGCCACUGUUAUAUCAAGGACUCGCUGGUCAGAGGGCCUCGGGCUCUGGGGGCUCGCCCAGCAGAGAGGUGUCACUGCCGCAGAUCCCGCUCUCCGUGGUGACGUCCCUGUCGAGUGGCAGCACCGGGUCUCCCUCCACCUGGAGCACAGGGCGAGUAGAGGGAGCGCAGCGACUCCUUGCCUUUCAUCUCCUGCUCCUACUGGCGCCCGGGCGCACCCACCCCCCGCUGCCCCGACCUCCCUCCUGAGACAGACAUCUGGGCGAUGUAUGCAUUCGUUGUAUAAAAUUAAGUUUGAAUGAUUAAUAUAAAAUAUUUUAAUACAAAAA
This is a messenger RNA of Ailuropoda melanoleuca (giant panda), 3302 nucleotides long. It is a transcript of the gene EPS15L1, whose product is annotated as epidermal growth factor receptor pathway substrate 15 like 1. Gene Ontology annotation, molecular function: cadherin binding; calcium ion binding. NCBI's taxonomy places the organism in Eukaryota, Metazoa, Chordata, Mammalia, Carnivora, Ursidae. Gene Ontology annotation, cellular component: plasma membrane; cytoplasm; clathrin coat of coated pit. The record is from RefSeq and is a predicted model, not a curated record. Gene Ontology annotation, biological process: endosomal transport; endocytosis. The coding region runs from base 51 to 2831 and encodes 926 amino acids. The transcript is spliced from 25 exons.